Messenger RNA from Parnassius mnemosyne (clouded apollo), 1080 nucleotides. The record is from the annotation of a GenBank genome assembly. Lineage: Eukaryota; Metazoa; Arthropoda; Insecta; Lepidoptera; Papilionidae.
AUGUCGUCACAGAAGACUUGUGCCGGGUGUCAUAAUUCUCUGCCAAGGAGGGAGUAUAUGAUUUGUGUCAAGUGUAAGCUUGGAUACGAUUUGCUUUGCGCAAACUUGACAUCUAAACACUUCUAUCAGAUGGAUGCAGAAAGUAGGAAUAAAUGGAACUGCCAACAAUGUCGCAGUAAGCUACCAAAAACAGGUAAUUCGAAUACUCCUGUACGUAUAACUAAUCAUCCCAUUGCUUCUAAGGAAGAUUCCAUCCUGAGUCCUAGUGAGGAGAGUAAUGUUACUACGAGAAUAAAAAAUAAAUGUUCCAAGUCUGGUAACAGCGAUUCUUGUGUAACUGAGGAGAGGUUGCGCAUGAUUAUAAAACAGGAAAUUACUGACACUAUUAAAUCUCUAGUAUCCGAGCACCUAGCGAACUUAAACCUUCAAGUAUCUGGGUUUCAAGAGUCCCUGUCAUUUAUAAGCAAACAAUACGAUGAUCUUAUGCAGUCUGUUAACGAGAAAUCAGAAACAAUCAAUAGACUGGUUUCAAAGAACGAAAAAUUAACAACACAGGUUAAAAACCUGACGGACAGACUGGGGCAGAUAGAGCGAAAUAUGCGCGUUUGUAACGUGGAAAUUACAGGUAUUCCCGAACACAAGUCAGAGAACCUCCUGAGCACUGUUGAACAACUUGGUAGAAUUGUCGAGAGUCCUAUUGCUGAAUCUGAUAUAUUACAUGUAACAAGAAUUGCCAAAUUAAACAAGGAGAGCAAUCGUCCUCGUUCUGUCAUCGUAAAGCUUCGCAGUCAGCGACACCGCGAUGAAUUAUUGGCUGCAGUGACACGAUUCAACAAAAAGAACAAGGAUAAUAAGCUCAACACCGAGCAUCUUGGACUCGGAGGACGUCGCGAGCCCGUAUUCGUAUCUGAACACCUGACGCCCACAAAUAAACAUUUACAUGCUGCAGCCCGAAAGAAAGCCAAGGAGGCUGGGUUCAUGUUUGUGUGGAUACGGGAUGGAAGAAUUCUUGCGAGGAAAAACGAACAAAGUCAUGCUAUUUAUAUUAAAGACGACGAAAGCUUAAAGUUAUUGCUUUAA